Molecule: messenger RNA, 1719 nt
Organism: Daldinia caldariorum
Lineage: Eukaryota; Fungi; Ascomycota; Sordariomycetes; Xylariales; Hypoxylaceae
Exons: 2
Coding region: 1-1719 (572 amino acids)
Biological process (GO): regulation of transcription by RNA polymerase II
Molecular function (GO): RNA polymerase II cis-regulatory region sequence-specific DNA binding; DNA-binding transcription factor activity, RNA polymerase II-specific
Source: RefSeq, a predicted model, not a curated record
AUGCAGCAAAGGUAUCCUGACGGCUUGCCCGUCAACUAUUUACCCUCUUGCAACGAAGCGACUAACCAAAGACGAAACUGCGCAACACAAUCAACGGGCAACUCGACGGAUCUUCCCAGCGUAGACUCUUACUUUAUUCCCUCCCCAGCUGCACAGGUUACUGAAGUGGGCCACCAGGCCCAACAACAAGCCUCGUCCUCAGCUUUGUUCCCUAUGACAAUUAACACGUCGGUCCCGGCGUACCAGAAUCCCCAAAUUCGUUCGGCAAGUUCUUCACCACAAGGUGUUUGGCCUACUCCGCCUUCUACAACCUGUGAAGAAGACAUCGACAAUUACUCUUAUCAAGGCUCGCCUGCGAGCGGCAGUCGCGGUAUUCAGCCUAUCGUGUCCUGCUCGGGACCUUCAUCGAGUGCUAGUCCCAGGAGCUGGUCGCCGCAAGAAGCCCAGCAUAUUAGAAUACAUCAGAUAUUCUUCAAGGAAUCGGACAAUAUGUCCACUUACAACAUGGGAAGUUGCCAUCAGUUGCCGCACGAGGAACAACUUCAUUCCCAGAUGGCGGCCUCUGUGUAUGAGAGCAACAAUUGUUCUUCAGCCAACUUAACUACCAGUGCUAUGUCACAACCCCAGAUGCUAUCCGCUGCUCAUAGUCAUCUGGAGUCUAACCUAGCUGCCGUCACUCAAAGUGAAUCACCCCAGGCGGAGCAAGGCAUGGAAGCAUCGUACACUUCCUAUAGUCAGGAUGAAAGUUCGCAAGAGCCUGGCCAAGGACUUGAGGAAAACGAGCAAGAGUCGGAGAAGGUAGAUGGCCCCUACGCACAAUUAAUCCACCAGGCUUUCAUGAGCCGACGUACGCGCGCAAUGACGCUACAGGAGAUCUAUCAGUGGUUCCGCGAGAAUACGGAUAAAGAAAAGACAGACAAGGGCAACAGGCGAAAUGGGUGGCAGAACAGUAUUCGGCACAAUCUCAGCAUGAACCAGGCAUUUGUCAGACGCGAACGAAAAGCGAGUUCCGAUGACCCUCUAAAUGGGUCAGGAGAGGCAAAAAAGAUAUCACAAUGGGUUCUGGAAGAAUGGGCCGUUGGUGGCGUGCAGAGUACUACGCGCUACCGCAGCAAGGGAACUUCUAAUCGCCACUCAAAAUCUAGAAGCUCUUCACGGACGAAUGCCCAUGCAUCGGCCCGAGCAAUGUCGGGUCGUAAGGGUGGGAAAAAGGCGGCAGCAAGCAAGAGAGCGAUUCUAUGCCGAAAAAAUACGAGCUCUGCAUUCACACCUGAAAACAAUGUUCAAAAUAUUCCGGGGCAGAUGCAGAACGCUGCCUACGAGGGGAUGCAUUAUUCUCUUCCUACCCAUAUUCCUAGCCAUACAAGAGGCGAACCGAUGACACCUCCUGGUCACGGUCACGAGAGAAUGAUACUAGAGUCGAAUGCAAUGCAAUCGAUGGUAUUGCCAGAGGAUAAUGCAAGCCACGAAUUCUCCUUUGGACCUAACGUACCUCAGUACAGCCAGGCGAGUCAUCAUAACAUGUACACACUCAACAACGUGGAAGGGCUAUUCCCAGGUCAUCAAGCAGCCAUCAACGUUCAAGGAAGCCAAGGACUGUCGUCAACGAUGCACUCAGAUUUCCAUCCGUUGUUUGAAGACACAGAGGACAACCGCAGCAAUAGAAUUCCGAUGCAUUAUUUAUACCAACCGGGGCCAGGCAAUCAGUUCCAACAAUAG